GCUAGCUCGGCACCUACCUGAUCUAUCCCCCGAGUUCGCGUUGCCCCUCCCAUCAAGCACCGUCGCCCGGGCAUAAUCUAUCGCUCAAGGAGGAAGGACAAAGACGCUGUUGUUCCCUAUUGUCAAAGGCUAGGUACAGCACAUCGUUUACGCCAACCCGAGACUACCUACGUAUCCUUCUCGCUGUUUGAUUGCAUCGAGUACCUACCUACCUGUCAAAACCCCUUUCGGACUCGUCCGUCUGUUGUCGUGUCGUCGCGCCACCUUCGACACCAUCCAUAACUGCACCCGAACCAAACUGAUUGUAUCGGCGGCAGUCUUGGACAACAACCACCUUUACCUGAGCAUUGACGAACCAAAUCCAAAGAUCUGAACCGCGCCAAACUUUUUGUUGAUCAUCUCAGAUCGUUGUUCAAUUCGAACCAGGUAACAAACCUGGCUGGACCUGCAAGACCAGAUCAUCAUCUGAAGUACGGACGAACACUAGCAAGUUUUCUCGGACGUGCGCAACCGUCGACUAGUCAACUUUGUAUCAUUUCCCGCAAGUUUACCUAGGUACCUAGACCGAAUCGAUGCACCAACGUUUUGUCUCGAACUGCUGUUAGCUGCCAGUCACCACACCACGUCUGGACCUUGAUCCUGCCGUAUUAGUUACCUGGCACGAACCCUGGGCACCCUGGCUUUCUUUUGUGUGGGUUGGCUCUCGCCUGGGAUACGCUGCGACGAGCAAGGCGGCUUUCCAACUCACUUCAACCCAACCAUUACCGCCGACUACCACCGCCAUCCAGUCGCUGUCCGCUGUGCAGCAUCAGCGCCCGACCGCUCGUUCUCAACGCAAACUGCAGCGCCUCCUUUCCGUUGGGUGCAUAAUUCCCCAAACAAAAAUUAAUGGACCCGAUCACCGGUGCACUGUACGAUUGAACUCGCAUCGAUUGAAUGCAGACGUCGAACCACCUUUGUUAGAGUUACCGCCGUUGCACGUACGCAAGCACGUCGCGCGUCAAAAAUGUCAACCACAACCCUGCCGAGGGCGGCCAACGGGCCACCGACCUCGGCCCUCCCCGCCUUACCCGUCGGGAAAACACGAAAGACUGCCGGGGGCAUCGUCGCUCCCUCACGCUCAGCCAGCAGCACACCUAGGAGCGGCCUGCGUGCUCCAUCGACUUCAUUUCUCCCUCCCUCAACGCCAGCACCAACAACUGCAUUACCACAGCCGCGAUCGGUUUCUGGUAUUGUUGGACCGGGUACCAAGACCAUCCGCAAGACCGUCAGCAUCAACUCAUUUCCUCAGCCUCCCCGUGGCGACAGCGGUCGUGCCAGCCUUCCACCCAGUCCUCUCUCCAGUGGCGCAUCCGCCUCCCGAAGACCGAAAACCGCGAUAAGUGCAGAUACCCACAACUUGGGCAGCACGCCAAGCCUGCUAAACGGCUCAGAAGGAAUAAAGUCUGUCCGUAACGCCGGUGCCAGGAGCUCCGACGGCUUCAUCAGUGUAGGAUCACCACCACAGAGCCGUAGCUCAUCAGCACAAGACUCAUAUUCAACCUCGGCCACGCAGUACGACGAUAUGCCGGAUGGCACGCAACACAAACCAAGCGCCGGAGGCGAAAGCAAGAGAACAUCAAAAAUUGAUGGAAAGGGAAACGUGAUAGUAAGCGUCAGGGUACGACCCGAUGCAGGAUCUAAUGAACAUGGCAGGACAGAGGGAGAAUGGAUGGUCGAUGGAAGAAGAUCGCUCAUCUCAUAUCGCGGCAAAGAGGGCGGUGAUUACUUUUACGAUAAUGUUUUCGCAACGCACGACGACAACUCAAAGGUGUAUGAUCACAGCGCCAAGCGCUUGGUCAGGAGAGUCAUGGAGGGCUACCACGGCACGGUGUUUGCCUACGGAAUGACGGGUACGGGAAAGACUUUCUCCAUGCAGGGUACUGCUUCAUCACCUGGUGUUAUUCCACUAGCGAUUACGGACAUUUUCUCGUACAUUCGAGAGACACCCUCGAGGGAGUUUCUGCUACGCGUCAGCUAUCUGGAGAUAUACAAUGAAAGGAUUCAUGAUCUCCUUAGCAUGCCGACCGGCAGCGGGGUUGGCGGUAACACAGCCCAAGAGGAGAUCAAGUUGCGGGAGGACAGCAAGCGUGGAGUCUAUGCCAGUCCGCUCAAGGAGGAAAUUGUGCAAAGUCCGACCCAGCUACUGCGUGUCAUUGCCCGAGGUGACCAGGCACGCAGGACGGCCAGCACACAGUUCAACGCCAGGAGUUCCCGAAGUCACGCUGUCGUGCAGAUUGUUGUGGAAAGUCGGGAACGGGUACCGGGUACUUCUUCGGCGGGUGGCGACAGCAAGCGAUCCGGCAUGCUUCCCGGCGGCGUGCGUGUGUCGACGCUGAGCUUGAUCGACUUGGCAGGCUCCGAAAAAGCUGCUGAAAGCAAGGAGCGCCGUACGGAAGGUUCGCACAUCAACAAGAGCUUGUUGACUCUUGGUACCGUUAUCUCGAAACUGUCUGAAUACAAGGACAAGGAUGGAAAGAUGUCGGAGAAGGACGGCAAGCAUCUGCCGUACCGAGACAGCAAGUUGACCAGGCUGUUGCAAGGCGCUCUCUCCGGAAAUUCACUUGUCAGCAUCCUCUGCACGAUCCAGACUGGCGCUGCUGGUAGCGUGGCAGGAGGAGGGAACACGCACGUCAGCGAGACUAUCAACACACUCAAGUUCGCAGCACGUGCCAAGAACAGCAUCGUCAGUCAUGCGAAGAAGGCUGAGGAGGCUCUUGGAGCAGGUGGCGAGGGUGGUGCGAGGGUUCUGCUUGAGAGAUACCGCAUGGAGAUCCAGGAGCUCAAGUCUCAGCUGAAUUCGCAAGCGAAGAACAGCAAGGGAAAGGAUACCGAAGAAGCCAAGGCAAAAGAUGCCGAGGAGGAAAAGGCUCGCGAGAAAGAAGCUGAGCAUCGACACGAAGAACAGCUUCUUGAGAUGCAGCUCGCGCGCACAGCACUCAAGGAGAGGAUAGAUCACCUGAACAGGCUGAUUUUGAGCUCCAAAUCAACAGGUGUUAAUUCCAACGGGUCAUACAGCUCGCUGGGAAUGCACCCUCGAUCGUCGCUCGUCUCAGUCAGGUCAAUGGGGACAACUAGUGGGCGGUCCCUUCUGGAGAGGACAUCGUCAAUGACAUCAUCUUCUUCUACCCUUGGUCGACGCACCAGCAGCCGGCGGGUGUCGAGCAGCGUGGGAGAGAUGAAUGUUGAGGAAGACGACAGCCAUGGCGAGUAUGGAGACGGAAUCGCAUCUCUGGCAGCUCAGAACCGAGCGCUGCAGGCCGAUCUGACGGACAAGAACCGGUACAUCGCGACGCUGGAGAAGCGCUUGCUACAGGCUAGAAGGACAAGUUCAGCACGGGCGUCAGUCGGUAUGGGAGGUUCCAAGGGAAUCAUGGUCGGUGAGGACCACAGCGUAGCGACAGUCAUCAAGGAGAAGGAUGCCGAGAUUGCCGAGCUUCGUGCUCGUCUUGAUGACAAGGAUCGGAUGUUGAGUGCACUGCGGAGCGCUGCGCGGUCGAGAGACAACGCGGACCGAGUCGAAUCGCGGGCCGAGAUGCGGUCAUCACAGAUCAUGGACGGCAGUACAAAAUCCCCGACCGAGCCGCGCGCAUCACAGAUUAUAGAAGGACCAGCGAAAUCAAAAUCACCGCUAGGGUCACCACCAAGUCAAGCAGCACCGUCACCGCCCUCGCUUGCUCGGCAAAUGUCUGGGAUUAAGAAGCGGACAAAGAGCGUGGACGAAAUGAGCCGCAUACUCGAUGAAAUGAUUCAGGAUCGUGUCGAGAGUGGUCAAAUCGUCCGUGGCGUGCGUGGCAGCGUCAGGAUUGCCAGCGAACAACGGAAAGCCCCUACCAUCACAGCAGACGACCAACUUAUGCAUGAACCGAAGCCCGCGUUGGCUUUGCAGGUCUGAAGCUCAUAAUGCUUCACGAACUGCUUGACCUGGUGGCUUUUUUUUGUCCUUUUCUUUUCAUACCCUUUUUAUCUUUUUUUCUUUUUUUCCCCCCCUUUCCUGGAGGACUUUCUCCUCUAUCAGAUUUUACCCCCGCGGGUUCACAUUGUUUCCUUCACUCGGCACAAACAUUAAUGGGCUGUCUUUUGAAAAAGAAAAAACAAGGGGUUGGUGCUGUCUUUUUUUCCUGGGAUGACUUAUUGAUCUGGAGUUUUAUUCCUAUCUUUGGGCUUGGAUUGUUUCAGUUUUCCUUGAUACCAGCUGGCGGCUAUAUAUUCUUUUUUCUUAUGUCGGUAUUUUGUUUGUCGUUCGCUGGCUGGUGUCGUUCCUAUACCCGACCUAAGAUCUUUUUUCCUUCUUGGGUCUUUCUCUGACUUUCGUUACUGUUUUGGUUUGUCUUUUCGUCUUGAUGGCAGUCAGUUUGGACGCUCUCUCUUGUCUUGUUUGCAAACGUUGGGCUGUAUUAUAUAUAUCCACGCUUUAAAUAGGGUGCAGUAGAGAUUUACAUGAUGGGAAUGAUGUCGCAAGUUUUGGUUGUUUGGAAGGCAAGUCCUUGUAAAUAAUACAGGGAAAAGCGACAGAGCGAAAUAAAAUAAAAAAAAGAUUUUUUU
Molecule: messenger RNA, 4584 nt
Organism: Pyricularia grisea
Lineage: Eukaryota; Fungi; Ascomycota; Sordariomycetes; Magnaporthales; Pyriculariaceae
Exons: 4
Coding region: 1007-3934 (975 amino acids)
Biological process (GO): microtubule-based movement
Molecular function (GO): ATP binding; microtubule motor activity; microtubule binding
Source: RefSeq, a predicted model, not a curated record